This is a messenger RNA of Dicentrarchus labrax (European seabass), 3652 nucleotides long. Its product is annotated as GRAM domain-containing protein 2B. The coding region runs from base 289 to 1428 and encodes 379 amino acids. The record is from RefSeq and is a predicted model, not a curated record. The transcript is spliced from 13 exons. Lineage: Eukaryota; Metazoa; Chordata; Actinopteri; Moronidae.
CUUACUAGCGCAUUCAUACUGCAACACAGCAACAGUUUUUUCUGGCAGGAUGUGGCAAAGGACCCUGACUUAACUAGGACAACAACACAUUUCGAACACUAAGAGGACUUUAAAAAAACAAACUUUUCAGCAUUGUAUUAUCUUUAGUCUCUUUUAGUAAUCUAGUAUUUUUUGCUUGUUCUUGUUUUUUUACUUCUUAGCUUUAAUGCCGUGAGGCCACUGAGUAUAGCUUACAGAUAAAAGAGUUUAAGAGUUAUUUUAGUUUUGAUUUUUCCAUAAGGAAAGGAAAUGCCUACAGUCAGUAGGUAUAUGAGUUUUCGUUCAUCAAAGCGAUUUAAAAUUACCAGCAGCUACCCAGUAGAGAGCAGUGGUGGCGGGCUGCCAACCAAAGUGAAGAAAAGCAGGAGCAGCUUAAGCAAUGGCAGCAUCAAGAAGGUGGAGACGAGGAAAGCCUUGAGCUUGGAGGCGGCCCAGCUCGAGAUCCAACAACAGCACAAAACCCUCACCAGACAAGUAGCCAUCAGGUCGGAGACGUUCGAUGUUGACAGCAGAGGCUUUGAGAGAACGGAGGGCACCGGCACACAAAGUAGUUUUAUGAAGCACAACAAGACAUUCCACAAGUUGUUUCCAGAGAUUUCCAAGAGUGAAGACUUGAUACAUGCAUACAUCUGUGCCCUGCAGAAGGAAGUGCCCUACCAUGGUCGGCUGUACAUCACUGACACCCACGCCUGUUUCUACUCCUCAGUUCUGCUCAAGGACACUAAGGUAGUAGUUCCAGUUUCCUGCAUCCACAUAGUGAAGAAGCAGAACACAGCUUUGCUGGUACCCAAUGCCUUGUCCAUACGCACCACAGAAGGAGACAAGUUCCUGUUUGUGUCACUGCGGAACAGAGAAUCAUGUUAUCAGCUGCUGCGUUCAGUAUGUCCUCAGAUAGAGGAUGGCAGCACAAAUAGUAGCCCCAUCUUCUCCUCAGCUGAGAACAGCUUUGAUAGGAGCAAACUUGUGAACUCCAGCCAGUCCAGUCUCGACGACAGCUUCGACCAAUUUAAUGGCUCGGAGUUACAAUCUUUGCAGGAGCAGCCUCUGCACAGACCACACAGAGAGCCAGUGCCUACUGACAACAGCUCGGCUUUCAGGAGCCUUCACAUGCAGCAGAGUGAUAGCUCGUCCUUUGAGGAGCUGUCAGUAUCAGGUUCAAGUGGAUCGUGGGUUUGGAAUGUGACAGAAAAGGCCAAGUCCCUGCUGGUUCAGAGAGAGGCCAGCACCCUUAACACUCUUCUCUUCAUUUACUUGAUUUUGGUUGUGCUGCUACUGCUGUCUUCUGGCUACAUUGGUUUACGUAUUGUGGCCCUGGAGGAACAGCUGACAUCUUUGGGGGCGCUGCCUGAGUUCACCUUACAGAGUACCAAGACACAUAACACUCGGUGACUGAAGGAGAGAUUGGUUGACUCAUGACUGGAGGAUUAUUUCGGCCUCUUCCAGCAGAACACAGCGGGAGAAAUUUCAUGUACUCGGACUGUGCUCCCGACACGGCCUCUGCUGUUGGCUAGAGGAAAAAUGGCCAACCCGUGCAAUUUCAGAGACAGCUUCUAAACUUGAAGGGCUAUACUUCCUCCUAGUGCAGUAGACAAAUGGACAUGCCACGACUUAAUCACACAAGGCCGAGCCAAAAUGCAUACGCACACUGCCUGGUUGCAGCGUGUCUGUCGUUCAAACCAAAGCCAAAUGGCUCUAACUUACGUGUAGCAAAGUUGACGGGCACUUUCCUGACAGAAACUGUUCCACAUCUGUGAACCUAUGUUGUCCAUUGUCUUUCAUAUACAUACUCCUCUCCCUGAGCAUGCAGUCUGAACAGGGCUAUACCAAUCAGCAUUAGCCUGCUGUAGUGCUUAAUAUUGCACCUCAACACCAGAGAUGUAGUGCUAUGCAUAGCCAAAGAUGCACACGGUGCACAUCUUUUGCAUGAAUGCACGGAGAUGACUUUUAAAUGAUUUUCUAUCUCUUUACCGUUCCAUCUAUCAGUGGUAUGUACAAAUCUGUCUCUGUCCUUUUUAAAUUGAGUAACUGUCGGGUACUGCUAUUCUAUUCGGUUCUUAUCUUCCUAAUCAGCUGUGGGUUGAAAUGAUGAUGGCUCAAAAUCAGAUCAGCCCAUUUAGGCUCGAUACUCUCCUGAUGGUCUUAUCCUUUCUCUUUUUCUCCAACCAGCAACGAUUGCAGCAUAACUUUCCUUGUCUUUGGUAUGAUUUAAACCAGUUUAAUGAUCAAUGUUCAGAGGUUUUUUUUUUUUCUCUGCAGUCUCAACUGGAUGAAUGCAUCAUCAAUGCAUAAAUAUUUAGCACAAUAGGACACAAGGAGUUCAUCUCAGAGGCAUCAAGAUGUUUUUGUGUACCUUUUUCUAUGACUUUGGUCUUCAAGAGUAGAUUUAAAACCUGUCUGGUUCAGAUGUCUGACAGGCCUCUUGAGGACCAAGUGGCAUUUCUAGACUUUUCAGGUCAUUUAAAGUAGCACCAAUAAUGUAUUUCUAAUGUUCAUGCAUGUGUCUGCAAUAUCGACACUUGACUGAUACUGUAUAUGCAUUCUCACUCUUGCCACCCAAAGAGGAGAAUGUACAACCACACUUGCCGUAAGGUCCAAGUUUUCAACAGCAAAAAAAAACAAGUGGUCCCAAGAAGAGAAUUUCAAUAUGCAACAAAUUAUUAUGCAUGGCAAAAAUGUAAUUUAUAUUUGUGUGCUUUGUUUUGUUUUGUUUUUUUAAAUGGAGCUUGAUGUUUUUGGGGGAAGAAGUUGUGUAAGAAACAAAAAAAAAACAAAGAUGUGAGUGAAAGAAACGGCUCAAGCGAGCGAGCGCACUUUAAAAAAUGUGUUGUGCCUGUCACAAUCCAACACACCGUAUUUUUGGAUUGAGAAGAAAUGGCAAAGCUGGCGUUCUGUGGUAUCUGACGGUGCUAAGACCUUUUUUUAAAUUGUUUUCACUCAGGGGUGGUGGGCACUACCUGCCACGGGGUUUUAGGUUGUCAUCUUUUUCUUCUGUCAUUUCAAAGUCUAAUACUUGUGAUGGGGGUUCACAUUUUUCAAACGUUCUUGGCUUUGGUGGUUUCUCAGAUGCCACUUUGAGAAAGAACACUAUUUCAUUGAGAUUCACUUGACUUUUCUAACUGAUGUAACUAUUCAGCUUCUCAGAAUGCUUUUUUUCUCCCCCCCUCCCCCCCAUAUGACUCUUUUAAAACUAACCUAACAAUGCAUAUCCACAUCUCAAUGAUUUCACAUCAUCCUCGUUGUGGAAGCCCUUCUUGACGAGGUGUAGCGAGUGGGUUUACUUUUGCUACACCCGGUUUCAAGAUGGUCUUAUGUUUAGCUAAGGUUUUUUGUCGACAUGCCACAUACAGUACUGUCAGUUCUUAUAUUCCCCCACCAGGGGGCAGCACACACAUCCACUGUCCUUGAAAGGACUCAACGCAAGAAUCUCAAUGAUGAGGGCAGUAUUUGUGUGGUUUUGCACUAUUGAAAGUGUUGUAAAUAAUUUUGUAUCAAUUGUUAAUGUCCUUAAUUCUACUAUGGUCCUAUAUAUUUAUUUGCAUUCUGUGUAAUUCAAAGUAGUCUCUGUGAGAUGGCUUUGCUAUUGUUCAAAAUAAAUCAAAUGUUGCGAAGUUAA